This is a messenger RNA of Gongylonema pulchrum, 784 nucleotides long. Lineage: Eukaryota; Metazoa; Nematoda; Chromadorea; Rhabditida; Gongylonematidae. The record is from the annotation of a GenBank genome assembly.
AUCCAUACGGCACAAUCUUCAAAAAUGCGAACAGGAAUGCAGAUGCAAUGGGAAUAUACUACAACAGUGUCCUGUUCAGGAAGAACGUAUAAUUCCGCUACUGGAUUGGCAUCGAACGACGAAAACGCCGCUAGGAACUAGCCAAAUAGUGCUGAGUAAACCAAUUACCUUGGCACCAUGGAAUCUGCUAGCAAGCUGUGUUGCACGCUUACAUGGUGAUAUUUAUGGAUGUUAUCGGAUGAAGGUGAUUCUUGUUACAUCAGUCAGCGGUGUAAAUCUGGCUGUGCUCUUGCGAAAAAGCAAAAUUCGAAAAGAAAUGAAAGUACGUUUUGGAGCACAAGCAGCGGCUGCGCUGAAAUAUCUUGUGAGCAAAGGAUACGUCCACAAGUGUGUUCAAGCGUCAAACUGCCUUAUCACACGCAAUAUGACUUUGAAACUUGCCGAUUUCCGAUUUGCUGGAUCAGAACGCUGCCCUCCGUUUAUUCAUCAACCUUUGGAGAAUAUCAAUGUUGCAUGGCUGGCACCCGAAACAAUGCUUCGUCACGUUUUCUCCGAAAAGACUGAUGUCUGGGCUUUUGGUGUGCUUCUCUGGGAAAUUUUUCAAAACGGCGCUGCUCCUUUUCACGGCUUAACGAAUAUGGAAAUGCGAGCAUACGUCAUCCACGGUGAGGCUCGGCUUGACAUCCCAAAAGUAAGAUUUUUUGCGGUAAAACGCAUUCGAAUUCCUGAUCGAAUGUCAACCUCAGGCAACUGCGUUUCGUUAGCCUCGCUCGAUCAUCUGUAA